CUGUCGUUCGAGAGGGCAGUCGCUCGACACCUUCACGCCCAGCAGUCGUCUGGCGUCCCUGGUCAGCUUGUCGGCGUCGCUUUGACGGGCUUCUACGACGAGGCGAUCUACUGGUCGGCCAGGGUCCUUCAGGAGAUGGAUGCCCUUCAGUGGUCGGAGCCCUUGAAGGGUUUGGGCAUCCCUAGCGACUAUGCGCUCCUGGUUGACCCUGUCAACAUGGAUUCAGGUGCCUUCAGCCGUCAGUAUAGUCUGGCUGUCGUCGCCCUGUGUCUAUGCUCUGCGUCCGGCAGUCUUGUGGGGCCAAUGGUCGGCGCAGAGAUACUGCCGUUUGGUGGGCACAAUUACGAGCCCCUGCAGUCGCUCAUCCAGAAGAUCCUGGAGUCGCACCCAGCUGGUUUGGGCCUGCAGUCGCUUCGGAGUCGUUGUGCCUGCGUCGGAGGAGAUGGACAGAUCGUUCGAGGUGGCUCGGCCGCUGUCCAUGGAUCCUCCGGCGUCGCAGAGCGCAUAUGGCAGUGCAUCCACGAGGACGGCGUCAGUGGUCUAUUUUUAGAGUGGGAGGCGACGGCGUGGGACAGGUUCCAUGUUGUGGAUACUUGCUUGUCCAGGGCGGUUCGUUCCAGCCCGUCAGCGUCGGAGAUCUUAAAGAUCGUCGCCGAGCUGGACUCCCUCUUCGGCAUCGGAGAAGGCAAGGUCCUUUUCGAGAGCAUCGCCAACAGGGUCGGCAUUCCCUUCGUCAAGCUUCCGACCUUGAGUGGGACCCGAAAGAUGGUGUACCUGCGUCUGAGCCUCGUCAAGAACUUCAAGCUCAUAGUGCUUUGCUUGCACGCCCGGAUCUUCUGGAGGCACGAAGGCAAGGGCUCGGCCACUUUGGACCGUCUGUUGUCUGUCAGCCGCCGAGUCUCGUUUCUGGUGCCUUUCGAAGUGCUGAUGGAGGAGGCAGUGUCGCCCUACGUCCUCAUCUCUCAGAAGCUGACAGAGCCUCGAGCCGCGAGAACUUCGGGCCAGGACAUGCUGAAAAAACUGCAGUCGUUCGGUGUCGCCCUGGACUUCUUGUCGGUUUUUCUCAGCGUCCUCUGCUUGUUGCGUCAGCACAUCGGCGUCGUGGAUUUGUCGAAUUAUGCCAGGGCGAUGUUCACCUGGCCGGCUUUGCGUCCGUGGCGCCUGCUGCUGCCACGGCUGAUGCCCGUGAUCUUCGAUAACAAGCCGAGCUUUGGAGGCUGUCAGCUUGCCCGGCCUUUCGAAAGCGAUCCAACAAACAUUACUUUGGGACCGCGCUGUCAAUGUGGCCUGAGAGCCAAAUACAUGCGAGGGCGUGGCCAGGAAGCUGCAGCGUCGAACAUGAUGUCUUGGAAGUUGACUUUACCUGCCCUUUACCUAGGUUUGUUUGAUGGGCGACCAUCCUCUGAGGUGAGACUGCAGGUGCCCCUCUGGACCAAUGCAAGAUUGGAUGCCAACUGGCCUUACCACAUGCCUCGAUACCAGGUGUUUUCGCACGAAGAAGCAAGCCAACAACGAGGUGCUGCCAACAUCUUCAGGGUCCAUCUUCGUGAUCGCGGCGCCCUUUCUUGCCGGCAUACUCCCCAAGAUGGCUUGCUGCUGUGGCGCCGCAGCGGUGCUUGCCCUUGCACAUGGACAUCCAGAUGCAAGGUUCCAUUGGGUGUCUAUGAGUCUCAUCGCUACAUCCUGGAGGGCUUGGAGGCAAUGCGUCGGUUUGUCAUCGCCUGCGUCAGUCAGCUGUCGGAAGGCCUGACAAACAAGGCCUACAAUGCCGACAUGCUGCAAGUCCUGGACUCCUGCGAUGAAUGCUUCGAUUGGGGCUUCCUCUGCUUCCAGCGUCCUCUCAGGCGUCAUGCGGACGCCUGGCGAAGGGUCCUGGGCCUCUUGAAGCCCUUCUUGCAGCAUUCGCUUUGGCCAGCAAUGUCAGCGUCUGACUACGCCAAGGUCGAGAGGACAUGGGAGCUGCCAGACGCGGCUCUGCUGUUUCAAUAUGGUUUGCUCGUUGAGAGGGUUCGAUGCGUGGCUUCCUUAGCAUUCCGGCGUCUGAGCUGGAGAGCAACCUUUGACUCCACCGGCAGCAACGUGAAGACGGCUCCGGAGGAGGUUGUGCGGGCUGCGGCGGCAGAAUGGUUCAGUCUGCCGUCCGUCAGCGUCAGGCCGCUCUUUGUGCUGCACAGCAUCGAGUCGGCGGUCGGGAAGAAGCUGCGUAGUCUCUACAUCAGCGUCGUGUCGCUGAAGAAGAUUGCUUGGACCAUCUCUCUUUUCUGUGGAUCAGUGGCUGCCUCCACUUUGCCGACUUCAGCUUACCAGGUCUUCCAGCUGUCGCCCUCCCGCCGUGUGCUCAGUGGUGUUCAGUUGCUGUGUCAGAUUCAAGGAUUUGUGGCAUCAGACGCUGCGUGCAAGGUUUGGGUCCUGUCGGGGGCAUGCGAGGGAAGCGCAAGCGUGAAGUCCUCGAUCAGCACCUCCUGGCGGUGGGCUGCGUCGCGACCAUCUGUGCAGGAUCCAACUGUGGCAAGCUUGUCGUUGUCGAGAGCCUGGAUUCUGGGCACGCCUAUCUAUCUUCAUAAUAAAAGGCUAAAAUACUUAAAUUGA
Molecule: messenger RNA, 2589 nt
Organism: Symbiodinium sp. CCMP2456
Lineage: Eukaryota; Dinophyceae; Suessiales; Symbiodiniaceae
Source: the annotation of a GenBank genome assembly